Aquila chrysaetos chrysaetos is the source of this 3611-nucleotide messenger RNA. RefSeq names its product ninein-like protein. Gene Ontology annotation, cellular component: centrosome. Bases 510 to 3146 code for a protein of 878 amino acids. Lineage: Eukaryota; Metazoa; Chordata; Aves; Accipitriformes; Accipitridae. The transcript has 20 exons. Gene Ontology annotation, biological process: microtubule anchoring at centrosome. The record is from RefSeq and is a predicted model, not a curated record.
GAGGGCCGGGGGCGGCGGGGACGGUGCGGGCCGGGCUUUGGUCGCCGCAGGCCCUUGGGCCGGUAUCGGCACGGCACGGCACGGUCCCGGUCCUCCCCCACACCCUUUCCCCUCCCCUCUCCGCUCCCGAAGCCUCAAGGGCCUGCUCAAGCGUGUGGGGAGCAUCUGCGCCAGCCGAGGCACGGCCUGCGGCCUGCAGAGAGCUGCUUCUCUGCUGAGUGCGCUGGGGGCUGGCUACCGUCGCCCCGUGCGAGGCUGCAGAUCCUUCUUAAAACACCUUGAAAAGGGAGGUGGAGAACCUGAAGGCAAACAAAGAGGCUGAAAGUGAUAAGGCUCUUGUGAACGCAGCGUUGGAGGCACAAGGAACUCAAAGAUUUAUUCACUAAACUGGAGAAGGGUGGAGAUGGAAGGGUGAGCUUUGAGGAGUUGCAGUUUGGCUUGUUCAGCCACAUGACCAUCUUUUUCUAAGGUACGUCAACAUCUCUCAAGCAGCCAAGACUCAGCAAUUCAUGGGGCGAGUUGAAAGGCAGAAAGCUUUCUUUGUAAAAAGGAUCUUGGUUGAUGGCCUUGAUCUGCAGCUCCUUGGAGAUCAUUUCCUUAACUUUGGCAUCAGAGUGCGCAGGGAAGCAGUCCAUCCGUCCAGCCAAGCUGUGUGGGCCCACAUCUCUUCUCCAGCAUCAGCAACAGCAAUAGAUUUGCCAAACCUGAAUUUGUUAUUGCCAUUUGAGCCCUGGAAGAACUUAGAGGAGAUCCUCAAGGGGCUGAGUAGCAGCACAGGGGUGCAGGGGAGCCUGGCAGAGCUGCCCACAGCUUUGGACAACACACUCAUGGUCCCCAGGAGCGGGCUUCAGCAUGCAGCCGUCACCUCCUAUGGAUACAAACUGCAGUGCCUCAGGAUCCAGGUGAGGCAGAUCGCCAGGGAGAGGGACAAGGCGAGGCUGGACUUGGAGAAAGUGGAGGGUCACUGCCUGCAGCUUGGCAGGGAGUUGGACGAGCAGUACGUCGCUUUCGAGCACACCCAGAGCAAGCUCAAGGAUUUUCAGGCAGAAAUAGAGGCAAAAGAGCUGCUUUUGCAGCAAGCAGUCAGUCACCAAGCGAAGCUGGAAGCUGAUACACAGUUCCUCCAGGGCAAAGAGGCUAGCCUGCAAGGGAGACUGAACCACGUAAUGAAGGAGAACACACAGCUGCAAAACAAGGUCAUGGAGAUGGCUGAGAAACUGGUGGCAUCUGAGAAGCUGGUGUUGGAGCUGCAGAAAGAACUCAACUGCGUUGUGAAGGACAAGCUGGGCCAGGUGGAGCCCCACAGCCCAGAGCUCCUGAACCAGAGUGAGUGCUUUGCAGAGAUUGUCCUGGAAUACGAGCGGCAGUGCCAGAGAGUCAAGGUGCUGUGGGACCAGAAUGGAGUGCUACAAAGGGAGCUGGAAAGGCUGCGUCUCCAGCUACAGGAGAGCAGGGCUGAGAGAGGGCCGCCAGCAGGAGGCCUGUCCUCACAGGGCUUCUCUCUGUCAGUGUGCUGCUCUCCCAGCCCUCCGGUUUCCACUUCUCCGUGCACAGAGACAUCACUCUCAAUGGAGCAGCUCCAAGAGCAGCUGCGGGACCUGAAGGUGCAGCUGGAAACCAAGGUGAGAGGUGUGGGAGGAGAUGUCCUGACCUCUUGGCACAACUGCUUGAUAAACUAUUACGAGGAGGAAAUCGAGUUAAUGAGGAAAAACUUUGAGAGAGAGAGGAAGGACAGUGAGGAAAGCUUCAAGGCUGAGAUGCGCAAGAUGGAAGACCAGAAAAGAGACCUGGAAGAAACAGUUGCAAAGUACUGGGCUGUAAUUGAUAGCCUGAAAGAGCAAAAAUGUGUGUGGAGCCUGGAGCUGGAGGAGAGGUUUGAGGUGGAGCAGGCCAGGGUGGGACAACAGCACACCGAAGACAUUUACCAUCCAGGGCAGCAGCUGGACCGGGAGGGAGAAGAGCUGAGAACGCAGCGCAGGGACAGAGAGAGACUGAGCUGUAUGUGGGUGUUGGAGAUGCCACAAGAAGCACAGCAUGUGAAUCCUGAUGUAAAACUGACUCAGAAAGCAGCUGCUGUGAGAAGCGUCCUGCCAAGCAGGGGGAGCAAAUGCCACACAGCCCAUGCACUAGUCGUCUGUCUUGGUUGCUUGGGGAAGACAGGAAGAACUUCCCCACUCAGCUACUCUGCCUCCCACAUGGGAGAGCUCUGCCAGCUGCUGGAGGAGAACAGCUUGCUGAAAAGUCAACUUGGGAGACUCCAGCAAGAGCUGAGGCUAGCAAAGGAGAGGGGCAGCAACCAUGAUGUGAGAAACGUGAGCAAGUUGGGCAGAGAGAAGGUGGAGGAGCUGGCUGAAAUAGCAGAGUUAACAGCAUCGAGUGAGAAGAGCAAGGGGGAUGUCUCCCACCUGAAUGUCAAGAUGCGUCAGCUGGGCUGUGAACUCACUGAGUGCAAGGCCAGUCAUGGUGCUGGCCCUGGCACUGUCCAGCUGCAGAGCCAAAGGCUUGCAGAGGCUGAGCGGCUACGAGGAGCAGAGAUGGCUGCAAGGCUGGAGCACCACCAGCAGCAUGCAGCGUGUUGGAUGGAGACAGAGCUGCUCCAACAGCAGCUCAGGGCCUCACAGGAGAAGCUCUUAGAAGCCAAAGCAAACCUGAGCCUGGCCCAGACUCGGCAUGCUCUGCAGUUGCAGCAGGCCAAGGCCCAGAUGAACAAUGUGGUGCCAAAGAAACAGUUUGAGCGGCUGCAAACCAGCUUGAGAGAGGAACAGUGCAAGGCUCAGCAGCUCCAGGAAAACCUCCACCGGCAGGCUGAGCAGACAUGCAGGCAGCUGGUCACGAUCCAGGAGGAACACGAGAGUCUGCUGCAGGCAGCCGUGGAGCAGGCAGAGGGGCUGGAACACAAUCUGAGAAGUGCGGAAGCUGUGCUGGCAGAGAGGGCGGCUCAACUCAAAGAUGCCCAGGCCCAAAUCUCCAGGAACAAACUGCUGAUUGAAGACCUCCGUGAGGAGAACAGGGGGUUUGCAAUGGCCCUACAGGUGGCUGAGCUGAAGCAGAAGAGCACUGAGGAGAAGAACCAGCUGUUGGAGGAGCAAGCCUCAGCUCUGAAGCAGCUUAUCGGAAAAAUCACGCCAGCAUCUCUGAGUGGGUGAUGGGGCACCCGCUGUGGUAGCCCUGCCCCUGGUCCUGGCUGGGGUUUGUCAGAUGCAGAAGGGGAGGUGUGGCUGGGUUGGGAAAUCAGCUUUGUUCUCCCUGGUCUUGCCAGGAUUUUCCUGGGUAGAAAGUAGAAAAUGGAGAAACCAGACAGUCCUUUAAGGAAAUUGGUCCUGUGGUAGCUGAAUUUUCCUGCUGAACACACCAGCUUUGGUGCCUUUCUCGGUGGCCGAGUAUGCUGUUGUAAGUCAGGUCUAUCUGAGGGCAGCCAUCCCACAGGAGCUGCCUGCACUCUGGCAGCGUGUUUGGUGGUGGUGUGGAUGCUCCCUCUCUGUGGAGGGGUGCUGUUGGGGCCAUGCUAUUACAGCUGGAAUGCCAGGGCAGGAGGGCUUGCAGGUUCCUGCACCUGGCUCACUCUAAGCAGGAAAGCUGUGUUGUGGCAUUAAAAUGUUUGCAGUAUUACA